This is a messenger RNA of Suillus discolor, 447 nucleotides long. RefSeq lists its product as uncharacterized. NCBI's taxonomy places the organism in Eukaryota, Fungi, Basidiomycota, Agaricomycetes, Boletales, Suillaceae. The transcript is spliced from 5 exons. The annotation marks the transcript as partial. The record is from RefSeq and is a predicted model, not a curated record.
GCUCAUUUGAUUCCGGCGUUUUCUUCCGGUCGUGGUACCACGUCUCUUCGCUAUGGGAAUGAUGAAUUAGAUGACUGGGAAGGAUAUUAUGUUGGCAUAUUCAUGGACCGUGAUAUGUUUAUGCUCCUACGAGGAAUGGCAAGAGAUUGUGCAGACGUGGACCUCGCGGAUAGCCUGGAACCAGAGGGGUAUGGUAAUGUUGUCAAUACUGACAGCUUUGACGGAGGAGGGGAGGAAGAGGACCAUGACAGCGAAGAUGAUGAAGACACGAAUGAACAGGAGUCUGAUGGUGAGAGUGAUAGUGACCUGGAUGAGGGGAUAGAAGAUGGUGAGGGCAAGGGCAAGGGCGAGGACAAGGACAAGGACAAGGACAAGGAAGACAGCUUAUCUUUCUAACUCGGAGCGAAGCAGACUAUAGCUCAGCCUUACCUACUAGUAGUACUAGCA